This is a messenger RNA of Camellia sinensis, 1253 nucleotides long. The record is from RefSeq and is a predicted model, not a curated record. NCBI's taxonomy places the organism in Eukaryota, Viridiplantae, Streptophyta, Magnoliopsida, Ericales, Theaceae.
AAUAAAAAAUAAAAGAAAGAAAAGACAGUGAGAGGUAUGGGGUUAGAAUUGGGGGUUAGGGAUUGCAUCGAUAAUAUGUGGGAGGAAGAAGAGGAGCAAAUUCGGGAGUGCGGGGGGUCAGAUUCCGUAUGGGAGAGACUGAGGAACCAUCCCAUCUACUCACCACCACAAUCUCCCACCUCCGUCUUCCUCAUCGCUGCACAAUUCCACUUCUCACCACCACCAACUACCUCCGUCCUCAUGUCUCCAUAUCUCGACUUCUCACCACCACCACCGCUCAGCCCCCAACUCCACUUCUCACCACCACCAACUACCUCCGUCCUCAUGUCUCCAUAUCUCGACUUCUCACCACCACCACCGCUCAGCCCCCAACUCCACUUCUCACCACCACCGACUGCCUCCGUCCUCAUGUCUCCAUAUCUCGACUUCUCACCACCACCGCCGCUCAGCCCCCAACUCCACUUCUCACCACCACCAACUACCUCCGUCCUCAUGUCUCCAUAUCUCGACUUCUCACCACCACCGCCGCUCAGCCCCCAACUCCACUUCUCACCACCACCAACUACCUCCGUCCUCAUGUCUCCAUAUCUCGACUUCUCACCACCACCGCCGCUCAGCCCCCAACUCCACUUCUCACCACCACCAACUACCUCCGUCCUCAUGUCUCCAUAUCUCGACUUCUCACCACCACCGCCGCUCAGCCCCCAACUCCACUUCUCACCACCACCAACUACCUCCGUCCUCAUGUCUCCAUAUCUCGACUUCUCACCACCACCGCCGCUCAGCCCCCAACUCCACUUCUCACCACCACCAACUACCUCCGUCCUCAUGUCUCCAUAUCUCGACUUCUCACCACCACCGCCGCUCAGCCCCCAACUCCACUUCUCACCACCACCAACUACCUCCGUCCUCAUGUCUCCAUAUCUCGACUUCUCACCACCACCGCCGCUCAGCCCCCAACUCCACUUCUCACCACCACCAACUACCUCCGUCCUCAUGUCUCCAUAUCUCGACUUCUCACCACCACCGCCGCUCAGCCCCCAACUCCACUUCUCACCACCACCAACUACCUCCGUCCUCAUGUCUCCAUAUCUCGACUUCUCACCACCACCGCCGCUCAGCCCCCAACUCCACUUCUCACCACCACCAACUACCUCCGUCCUCAUGUCUCCAUAUCUCGACUUCUCACCACCUCCAGUAAUGCCCACCCUCGAAUACGCCUUACAAAAUGUGCGUGGACUUAAAGGCCAAAU